This is a messenger RNA of Anoplopoma fimbria (sablefish), 1233 nucleotides long. It is a transcript of the gene p2rx3a, whose product is annotated as purinergic receptor P2X, ligand-gated ion channel, 3a. NCBI's taxonomy places the organism in Eukaryota, Metazoa, Chordata, Actinopteri, Perciformes, Anoplopomatidae. The record is from RefSeq and is a predicted model, not a curated record. Bases 1 to 1233 code for a protein of 410 amino acids. Gene Ontology annotation, molecular function: ATP binding; purinergic nucleotide receptor activity; extracellularly ATP-gated monoatomic cation channel activity. Gene Ontology annotation, cellular component: nuclear inner membrane; plasma membrane. Gene Ontology annotation, biological process: response to ATP; monoatomic cation transmembrane transport. The transcript has 12 exons.
AUGGGCUCCAUGAUGUUGGGGUGCAUCACUGACUUCUUCACCUACGAGACCACCAAGUCUGUUGUGGUCAAGAGCUGGUCUGUGGGCAUCAUCAACCGGAUUGUACAGCUGCUCAUCAUUUCAUAUUUUGUCGGCUGGGUCUUCAUCCACGAGAAAGCUUAUCAGGUGAAGGACACCGGCAUCGAGUCCUCUGUGAUGACCAAAGUAAAAGGCUUCGGUUACCAUAACAACCAAGUGAUGGAUGUGGCCGACUAUGUCUUCCCCCAACAGGGCUCAGGUAUCUUCUGCAUCAUGACCAAAGUCAUCAUCACGGAAAAUCAGUCUCAAGGAACUUGUGCAGAGUUGGGGAAGAACUUUAAAUGCUCCAACGAUACGGACUGCCAUAAACAUUAUGGCAGCAUCCUUUCCAACGGGGUAAUAACAGGUGUUUGCCUUAACUCCUCCAAUGACACCAUGGGCUAUUGCGAGAGUUCAGGAUGGUGUCCAGCCGAGAACGACCAAGUUAAGAUCGAUCCGAUGCUGGAUGUGAGCAACUUCACCAUCUUCAUCAAAAACAGCGUUCGCUUUCCACUGUUCAACGUCACCAGAGGGAAUUUUCUCUCCACAAUGUCGUCCCAGGAAAUCAAAACAUGUAAAUACCAUCCGGAGACGAGCCCCUACUGCCCCAUCUUUCUUGUGGGGGACGUGCUGAGCUUCACUGACCAGAAUGCGUCUGAGCUAGCAGACAAGGGUGGAGAAAUAGGAAUAAAUAUUGAGUGGAAGUGUAACUUGGACCUGGACAUUAAACAUUGUUUACCCAAGUACUCAUUCACACGACUGGACGCACCGUUUUCCAAGAAUAAGAUCUCCAGUGGCUACAACUUCAGAUUUGCCAAAUAUUUCAAGACAGAGAAUGGGACUGAUUUCCGGACACUUCACAAAGCAUUUGCCAUCCGCUUUGAUGUGAUGGUCACUGGCAAUGCAGGAAAGUUUGACACAAUCCCAACACUGAUCAACUUGGUAGCUGCCUUCACCUCUGUUGGACUGGGUACGGUUCUCUGUGACAUUAUCCUACUGAACUUCUUGAAAGGGGCAAAACAGUACAAAGCCAAGAAGUUUGAAGAGGUGUCGGAGGCUCAGAUAGAAGCGUACCUUGCUCGAAGCCCAGGCAGCCAGCUGUCCCUCAGACCAGGUCUCAAGAGCUCCUAUGACUCUGGAGCCAUUUCCUUCACUACCUCUGACCAACCUUUCUGA